Molecule: messenger RNA, 7193 nt
Organism: Numida meleagris (helmeted guineafowl)
Lineage: Eukaryota; Metazoa; Chordata; Aves; Galliformes; Numididae
Gene: RIC3
Product: RIC3 acetylcholine receptor chaperone
Exons: 6
Coding region: 90-1277 (395 amino acids)
Biological process (GO): protein localization to cell surface; synaptic transmission, cholinergic
Cellular component (GO): neuron projection; neuronal cell body; intracellular membrane-bounded organelle
Source: RefSeq, a predicted model, not a curated record
CGACGCACGCGCGCGCCGCUCGCGCUUGCGCAGAGCCCAGCGGCCGCCUAACGGUCCUUUAAGGGCUGCCCCGCGGCUGGCGGGCCGCCAUGGCGUCCUCGACGUGCCGCAGGGUGGCCGUGGUCUCCUGCCUGGUGCUCUGCGUCUCACUCCUCCUGCCGCGGACCUUCUUGUCUCGGGGAGGGGGCGGCAGGCAGGAGCCCGGGGCCGCGCCGCUCGCAGCCCCCGGGCCGCCCGAGGGGAAGCUUGGUCGCUUUCCACCCAGGAUGCAUUACCAGGCGACUCCCGACAGCCGAGCUGCCCCUCCUUUCCCAAGGUCUCACCUCUCUGAAGCAGUCGCCAAGGCCAAGGCCGGUGGAGGUGGUGGUGGAAGCGCUGGUGGAGCUGGGAGAGGUCUUGUGGGGCAAAUCAUCCCUAUAUAUGGAUUUGGCAUCUUCUUGUAUAUCUUGUAUAUCUUAUUUAAGCUGGCUUCCAAGGGAAAAACUACCCCUGGAGAACGGAAAUGCCCUCCUGCUGCACCUGGAAACAUGAAGAGGAAAAUCACUGACUAUGAGCUCACCCAGCUCCAGGAGAAGCUGAGAGAGACUGAAGAAGCUAUGGAAAAAUUAAUCAACAGAGUAGGCCCUAACUGUGACAGGACUCAAAAUGUUACAACAGACCAGGAAAAAAGGUUACUUCAGCAACUCCGAGAAAUUACUAGGGUUAUGAAAGAAGGCAAAUUCAUAGAUGGCAUCUCUCCUGAGAAAGAAGCUGAAGAAGCUCCUUACAUGGAGGACUGGGAAGGUUACCCAGAAGAGACGUAUCCCAUCUAUGAUAAUUCCGAUUGCUUCAGGCGCAAACAGGACACAAUCCUUGUAGAUUAUCCUGACCUGAGCCAGCCCUCUGCCGAAGAACUGGCAGAAAGAAUGGAGGGCAUGGAAGACGACGAGUACCUGUGCAAUGAAGCCCUGCUAUCUGAUCUCACCAUGGGAAGGGACAGUCAUGAUUUAAUGCAGAAAAAAGAUGAGGUAGCUGGCAUCAGUGAAGAGGGGAGGGACCUUCAACAUAGCCAAAGCAUUGAGGAGUGCUGUUAUUGUUGUGAGGAGGAGGAGGAUCCUGCUAUAAUAGCAGAAAAUGCUGUAUUUCAUUCGGAGAGCGGCAGCGAAGCGGAAGAGCCAACCCUAGAGGACCUGUCCAUGGAGUCUCUCAGUGAAAACGCAGCACUGAGAAAGCAGAAAGCCAGUGAUUCAGAUGAAAUGGGCAUGCUGAGAAAGCGCAACACAAAAGGACUUGAGUAAUAGUGACAAUACAUGGAUGCCAUCUAAGUGGUGACAGUAAAGGUCAUAAACUGCCAAUUUGUGUGGUUUCUUGUUCCUGAAGAGCAAAAUUCUUUAUUCUUCUCCUUGUACUAACUUCAUUCCCACAGUAACAAUCACAUCAUCUACCUGAACUGGAAGCCAGUGCCCUCUUUAAUGCAGUUCUUGUCAGCUCAUUGCUGCUUUGCCAGGAGCACUUUGUCAUUGCUUUUUGGGACUGAUACAUUGAAGCAGGUCAUUCCAUUCAGGUAUUUGUGGUUUUAUUCCUUUCCAGUUUCUGAACAAGUUCUUAUUUCUGUUGUUGUCCAAGAGUAAACAAACUGUCUCUUUUCUCAAAAAAAAAUCUGUGUGUUACCAGUUAUGAAAAUGAAUCAGAUUCAGAUACAUUUAAGAGAUUACCAGGAAGCUGGAGGAGAAAGUAUGCCUUCUUACUCUUAACUGAUCAGCAUAAUAGACCAUAGUCACAGAAGCAACUCUCAACCGUGUCGUUGCUGCUCUAAGUCCAAUAAACUAUUGUUGCUACAAUCCCCAAAGCUCACAUACGACCAAAAUCCACACCAUGUUUCCCAGUUUAUUUUCUGCUGCAGAACCUGUAGCCUAACCUGCUCUGUGUCCCAAGAAGAGCAGGAGCAAGACUGAAGCAUAAGGAGUUGUUCUUUGUCUUCGCCUUGGUGAAAUGUCUUGGUGCGCUUCCCAGAGGAGUACUGGAAUCAGCCCAUACUUUGCACUACGGAAGAACAUUAAAAGUACCCCUGGUGACUGGCUCUGGGACUUGGGAAGUACUGGAAGUAUGUUGGAACAGCUCACUUGAAUCCACGCAUGUCUUUUGUUUAACAAAAUGUGUGUGUAACCACUGCAUUCCAGCUGUAUUUCCUGAUCACCAGGACGUAUCUUGAAUUUGACCAGGGAAAGAAAAGCAACAAGGACAACAAAGCAUCUUUCGCUGCUUAGUCAUAUCUGGUUUGUUGUUCAAUGGGUGUCUGUCUUUGAGGCAUCUCUUUUGUUUCCAUUGAUUGGUUGUUAUUAUUGUUAUUAUUAAUUCCAGGUUACAACUGUAGUCUGAUGUUUACAGUGUAUAUGUUAUUCAUAAAGAAUUCCUACUACAGGAAUUAACUUAUUCUUUAUUUUUUAAUGCUGGUGGAAGAGAGAAGAUAAUAGAGGAAAGGUAUUUGACACUCUUACUAAGAGUCUUUAUCUUAAAUCUUUUUGUAGACCUGUGUUUAUUUAUUUAUAUUCCUGGACUUUCAACACUUUCUCUGUUCACCAUGGCAGUAGUUUGACCUCUGUCUCUGAGCAGGGCUUGUGUUCUCUUUGCUGGGAAUCCCGUCUGCGUGGCUGCAGCACCCAGGACCUGACACACAGUGUUUCUGUCUAAGCCAGAAUCUUUGCAGGUGAGAAUACCAAAUCAUAUUUGUUCUGCUUUAGUCACUGUCCUUGAGCUGGGGCACAACAUCAGCUAGUAUUGGUCACUGAUAGGGAAGGCUAUUUUCACGCUCCUUGCCUGCAAAUAUUGUCACAUACCUUCAAAACAUGACUUCUAAUCACAUUCUUGUCUAGCCACAUACCUACACUGGAAAAGGACGUUGUCCUCAUUUGAAAACCACAUUUUAUUUAGAGAAUACGUUAAUAUCAAAGACAGCUAUUAAAGCUCUGCGUUCCUUCCACUGCAAGUAGCGUUGUCCAUCUGUGCUGUGAACAAUGCUUGCACUAUUAAACACUACUAGAAGUCACACGAGUGGAAUCUGAGUGUGGGACAGUGGACAUUCCUGGUUCUUCUGUAGACAUGGUCAAGCUGGACUGAUACAGCUGCAUGACUUGCAAAGCAUAGCCUUUAUUUGUUACUUUCCAGUGUUAAGAGACAGGUGAAGGCUGCAAGGGAUGGAGCAGUAGCCCAGGCCUGUUGCCCUGAAAUACAGGGAUGCUGUCUUAGGUCUCCUGUGCCUUUUAGAAAUGGGGGCUUUUGGAAGAUGUUACCUGCCUAUAGAAAUAACGUACUUAUGUUGUACUUCAAAUUCCAGCUGCUUGUAACGGUAUGUGAAAUUGUAAAAGUUCCGUUUCAUUUAAAUUCAUGCAAAUUUUGUGCAGUGUACAGAAAAGUGGCACUAUGCACCAAGUAAAAGGUAGAGUUUUUAGCUACGUUUGUACAUUGAGAAGCUAAAAUGUAGUAAGUUGUCUGUAAGAAAUUCCAUGCUCCCGAAUGUGUUAGUUGCAAAAAAUAGCGGAGACUGCGGCAAAAUACCCUUACUGCUGACAGCUCUACUCAUGACAAUAUUCAGAAGUCACUAUUUGCGUGUGUGGCACUGGAUGAUGCACACAAAUGUGGGAUAAAUGUUCCUGCUGACCUCUUGGUGGCUGGUGUGUCUGUACUGACUAAGCGAGUAGGCUGACCUGGCCUUGAGACAGCACUGAGCACAAAGGCACAGAUAUUUCGAUUGUAUCUUCUAACUUCUGAGCGCUGCAUCAGUAAUGGCCCAAAUACUGCAGAGGUAAACCCAAUAGCCAGGCAUGUAACAUGAAAACUUCUUGAGAAACAGAAAGGGAGACGCACCCCCUAAUGCUAUAAACUUAACAGUAUAUUUUGACAUGAUGCUUUCUGAAAGGAGAAUAGAUGAGUGAUAGUAAACUAAGAGCUAGAUCUACAUGAGUAAGGAAUAGCAACAAACCAGCAUUUCAGGUGCCCACUGGUCUAGCAGAAAUUCUGCUUUUUAAGUACGGUGGAGGAAGCAUGAGGUGUUCCUGCUGUCAGACAUGACCCAGCUAAGCUGAGAGCUGUUUCAGCUGGAAAGCAGAAAUGCCAAAGGGAAGACUUACCCCUGAAAAGAUUAUUUUUGGACUCGAAGGUCGCUAUGUCAAUUUAUAAAUGUCAGUAAGGAAUUUGUGAAGCACUGAAGGGCUGUCUCAGCCUUUCCUCCUGGAAACUAGGGACAGAGGCAGCCUGUGUUAAUGAGGGCACUCACCACAGUAGUGGGGGGCAUUUGUAAGUCCUCACACCGAUCUGAAGCAAGGACCUCAGCUGUCCAAGGGUGGCCUACCAGCAGGCCGUAGGCUUCUCAGCUUGUCCUUUGGAACUGUUUGACUUUGCAUUGGCAGUUAAAUCCUGCUCGUGUCAGCAGGAGAAAUGUCAAGAAAUUGAUGGGUGUGACAAUACUAUGUUUCCACCUUAAGAGCAAAAAUUCAAUGCCUAAAUCAAGUCUGGAUUUUGACCUUGAUCUCUUCCAACCUCCCAAUAAGAAAAAGUGCCCUCCUAACACAACAGCCAGUUGCUAGGGCUGCUUUUGAUGCCUGUGAUACAGCCGACGGCUUCGUAUUCCUUUGCAGCGAUACUAGGAGAAAAUGAUUCUAAUGCAGGGUGACAGGGUGGUGCCAAAGAGUCUAAACAGCUCAGUCUUGAGGUCUUGAUUGCCUUGGCAGCGUCCAGGGUACCAGGAAGUGCUCUUAGGACGUAGCCUGUGAUACCUCAAACAGCAGCUUUCAAACUAAUACUCCUCUUGUUCAUAUGACACUUCCUUCCUGUUUCUUUCCUUCAGUUUUCCUCCUCUGAAACAGAGAUGUGUAUUUAUAUAUGCGUUUUAGAAAAUCACCUCAGAGGUUUGUCCAGCAUUCUUAAUUAUUAAUUGCUCGCUUUUAGCAGGGAAGAGUUGUCAUUUAAAGAAGAGUGUAUCUGAAUAAAAUUGGGUUUCUGCAAAGAACCUCUCAGAUAAUUAAAUCAAAAUCAAAUGUCAGAACAGCAGCAAACCCAGGACUCGGGGGGGAAAAAAUGCAGAAGCUCUGGUCUCCCAAUGAAAGCAGUCAGACUUGCUCAGUAAAAGCAUUUGCUCUUUUACUUAAAAUGUUUCUUAAAAAAAUAAAUGGGUAUACUUGUUACAGGUAAAAUGAUGUGUUCUUUCACUUAGAUAUUCUGACAAAACUAUUGCCAUCACAGAAGUGCUAAUAAUUCCUGGGUAUUUGUUAAUGGUUACAGAUAGAUAGUUAGAGACGUUAGAUGAGAUCAGAAAGUAAAGCAUGAACUAUGAGUGUUUGUCCCAAAAAAUCCUGUUAAAAAGAUUAUGAGCUAAUGUUUGUAUAACAGGCGAGCAUCUAGGAAGUUUGUGAUCUGACUCAGUGCAUCAGAAAUUGGUGUUUUUAUGUUGGAUUCUUUUUUCCAGCUAAGAAUAUGAAAAUUAUGAUUAAUUUUGAGGUCACAUAACAAUCUAGUGCAAUAAUCUUAAAGUAUUUUUCCUUGUACAUCAGAAUCCAAAUAUUGUUUAUAACUUACCUAUUGCAAGCACUGGACAAGAUAACGCAGUUAAGAGUUACAAACUAAUCCAUGUUUCAGUCUUUGUAUACAGCUGCAUAUGCCAAUGGAAAUGUGUGACGUGUCAGAUCACGCAGACUAAGUAUCCUGUGUACAAACUGAGCUGGAAAGGCUGCUCUAGCCUAGGGAUUUUGAUCAGCUUUGGAGCUUCACCAGUUUUAGGGAGGGGCAGAUUCCUAGAAAGCAAACAGACAGCUGACAGGAGGCUCAUUUUUCUCAGUUACCUUUCCAGGAUGUGUUAAGUACAGCCCGGCCCCUCCUCUCUGCUGGUAACCGCUGUUGCCAAAUGCAAAGAUGACUCAAAUGUACGUUAUUCCCAACAGAAGAAAGUGUGACUCUACAGUUAAUGAAAGUUUCUAAGAUUUCAAAGUAUCUGUUUCGAAAGCCAUCUGUGCCAAGGGUCACUAGAGCUGUAGUCAGAAACUUUUGACUCCAGUUUGAAUUAUCUGCGUUUGUGGGAGAGACGGAGGACAUAGACUUUUCCCCUUUCCCAUACUUAUUUGAAGUGUGGGUGUUCUAUUGGGAUUGUGCAGUGGAUUAUUCCUGCCUGAGCUGUUCUUUGCUCGUCUUUAAAACCUAUGCUCUCCCUGGCUUUUCUGACCACUUUUCAAACUAAUUUUUGUAUCCGUGAGUAUGCCAAAAAUGUACUCCUUAACAGAUAGCUGGAACUGGUGAGAGCUGGUUUAGCUUGCAGCAAACAGCAUUGGGGUAGCAGGAACUUGAACGUGGUAGUCCAACAGUAGCAACCUAGGAGCAAAUAGUUGGGCCUCUGCUUAGCCACUGUGCGUUAAGGAUCUCAUUGUCCUCUUUGUGAAAAUGGGAACCCUGAUGAGAAAGAUUUCUACCGUGUGUACAGAGGGCAAGUCGCUGAGCAUGCAGUUCAACAAAAACUGACAUCUGAUAAGCUGUGCCAGUCUGUGGAAGCUGGCACUGAUACAAUAGCUUCCUAAGGUUAUACUUUGUGUUUGAAAUUCAUGUUAGCAUCAAAGGUAAACUUUAAAUUUAAACUGCAACAGGAGGAGUUUAAAGUUCUAAUCUAGAAAACCUCUGUAUUCUGUGUAGGUAAUUUAUUAAGGGAUUUCUGACCUUGGAUAUGUUAAGGCAGAGUUGUUUCCAGCAAACGAUGUUUAAUAUUUCUAUACAAUGUUCUGUAUUAACAAACAGUGGCAUAAAGUAAAUAACAGUAAAUAAUGUGAAAAUAAGAAAUGGGUCAUUGUGUAUAUAUACUGGUAAAUAAACACAUUUACUCCAGAAUUCCAAAGAGUUUCAUGAAAAAAAAUUUACUUCAAGAUAGCACAUUCUUGCAGUUUUAUCUGAAACUUCACAGGGGUUUAACCAAAGUGAGAUGCUUAAAACAGGCCCAGACAGCCUUGUGCAAAUAGCUGUAACCUAUUAGAGGCCGGACGAAGAAAACGUGACUGGUUCUCAGGAUUAAGACAAUGUUUGUCAAUUUUAGUAUUUUCCAUUUUUUGAAUUCCAAAUAACUUGAAGGAAAUGCAGACUAUAACAUACUCAUGUUUUACUGUAUAUCAUCGGUUUAUUGAAGAAAGGCAAAGAGAUGUAUUAGAAAAUGUUUACAGUCGGAAUAAAAAAAAUGAACAGAA